This is a messenger RNA of Spizellomyces punctatus DAOM BR117, 1064 nucleotides long. RefSeq names its product gamma-glutamylcyclotransferase. The record is from RefSeq and is a predicted model, not a curated record. The transcript is spliced from 3 exons. Gene Ontology annotation, cellular component: cytoplasm. Gene Ontology annotation, molecular function: glutathione specific gamma-glutamylcyclotransferase activity; gamma-glutamylcyclotransferase activity. The coding region runs from base 71 to 1042 and encodes 323 amino acids. Gene Ontology annotation, biological process: glutathione catabolic process. NCBI's taxonomy places the organism in Eukaryota, Fungi, Chytridiomycota, Chytridiomycetes, Spizellomycetales, Spizellomycetaceae.
ACAAACAAAACCAACGCAACUCCCGCAUUUCAAAAACACUUUCUUUUUUCUUAAUAACGAUAUAGCCGAAAUGUGGGUAUUCGGAUAUGGUUCUCUGGUCUGGAAAGUAGACUUUCCCUACGAAAAGCGCAUCCCUGGUUACGUGCGCGGCUACGUCCGACGAUUUUGGCAAGGCAGUACUGACCACCGCGGGACCCCCUCCUCACCGGGACGAGUCGUGACACUUAUCCCGUACGAAGAAUGGCUCCACACUUAUGGCAUGGCGGACCCACACAAACAUUCUCCUACAGACUGCUGCUGGGGUGUCGCAUACAAGAUACCCGACGAAAAAGUGGAAUCGGUCAAGGCGCAUUUAGACCAUAGAGAAAAGAAUGGGUAUCAAAUAUUUACAUCUGACGUGUAUCACCCUGACGGUGGGAAGGAUGCCGAGGGGAAUGAUUUGCCGGUUGUAAAGGAUGCCAUGGUAUAUGUGGCCACAGGGGACAAUGAAAGUUUUUUGGGACCAGUGGAUUUGGAGUUGAUGGCGAAACAAAUAGCAGAGACCAAAGGGCCCAGUGGAUGGAAUGCUGAUUACCUAUUGGGAUUAUGCCACUCCAUGCGCAUAUUAGCACCGCAUGCACCAGACCCCCAUCUCAUAGAGCUCGAAAAGGCCGUCCUCGACGCUCUGGAAGCAUCCCGACACUCUUCAGCAACCUCACACCUAGUCCUUCCCCACGGCUCCAUUCGCGAGCAAGACCUUGAACAUCUUCGCUCCCUCCUCGACGUGGACAUUAAGGCUCUCCUUAUGGGUGAAAAGGCCGCCAACAAGGCAGCAUCUUUGGCCCAUGAAGCUCAAAAUGGGGUAGGACGUGUCAGUGCGUGUACUCCUAGUGUAGAUGGGCAAAACAUUAUGUUGACCGUGACGGCUGAAGCGCGGACGGUGACCGAUGAAACGGGACAUGUGAAUGAGACAGUGGAUACCUGCGUGUCGUUUGUAGAUCAGCAUGGACGGACACGGGAUUUGGCGAGGAGUGUCGUCAUUGUUGACGAGUCGGACCGUUAAAUAGACUAUUUAUUGAACAGUA